AUGAUAAAAUAUGUGGUAGUUGAGAUUAAGAGGAUUAAUUCAUUGGGUUCUGAAGUACUAAAGGUUGCACAAACAUCAAUUGAUGCUUUGAUAAAUAUGUGCAAGAGUUGCGAAGCUGUGCCCAGGUCAUCACUGCUGCUACUUGGUCGUGUUGCACUGUUCAAUUCAUUGCUUAGCCACUCUGCUGGUUUUGACGAAGAUGUGAAGAUCAAAAGCACUAGAAAACUAGGAUGGUUCUUGGAUGUUAUGGUCAACGAGGACAUUUACUCUUGUGUUCUUAUCUUGCAAAUUCCGAUUAGCAUAUCUGAUGUUGACUUGAAGACCCUGAAGUUUAUAAUUAAUAUUAUUCAGAACUUGAAGCAUCCCAAAGAUGAGAUGGAGAAAGUUAUAGAACUCCACGGUAUUUUUAUCUCUGGUCCGACAGCUUCAGAUUCUUGCUUGUACCAGUGUAAACUGAAAGUGUUUCGGGAAAUCUGA
Molecule: messenger RNA, 477 nt
Organism: Linum trigynum
Lineage: Eukaryota; Viridiplantae; Streptophyta; Magnoliopsida; Malpighiales; Linaceae
Source: the annotation of a GenBank genome assembly